This is a messenger RNA of Lathyrus oleraceus (garden pea), 675 nucleotides long. RefSeq lists its product as uncharacterized. The transcript has a single exon. Lineage: Eukaryota; Viridiplantae; Streptophyta; Magnoliopsida; Fabales; Fabaceae. The coding region runs from base 1 to 675 and encodes 224 amino acids. The record is from RefSeq and is a predicted model, not a curated record.
AUGGUGAACUUUAUUGAUUACAUUCUUAUUUAUUCUCGUACUCCACAAGAGCACGGAGAACAUCUAAGGAUUGCUCUGUCAGUGCUGCAAGAGAAGCAUGUUUUUUCCAAGUUAAGUAAGUGUGAAUUUUGGAUGAACGGAGUGAGGUUUCUUGGUCAUGUCAUAUCACAAGGAGGAGUAUCAGUGGAUCCGUCUAAAGUUGAGGCGGUUAUUAAUUGGGAAAGAUCGAAGAAUACCUCCGAAGUCAUAAGUUUCUUAGGUUUGGCAAGUUACUAUCGAAGAUUUAUUAAAGGAUUUUCUCAAUUAGCUUUACCAAUGACUAGACUUACCCAGAAGGAGAUUUCUUUUAAUUGGGAUUCAGAAUGUGAACAGAGUUUCAUGAGUUUGAAUGGAAGAUUGACAAUUGCUUUUGUUUUAAUCAUCCUUGAUCCUAGUAAGUCUUAUAAAGUAUUUUGUGAUGCCUUUAAGAAAGGUAUAAAAGGAGUAUUAAUGCAGGGUGGUCAAGUUGUAGCAUAUGCCUCUCGUACGUUGAAGACUCGUGAAGAGAAUUAUCCAACUCAUGAUCUUGAAUUAGUUGUUGUUGUUGUUACAUUGAAGGUGUGGUGGCAUUACUUGUAUGGAGUAUGUUUUGAGAUGUUUAAUGACCAUAAGAGUUUGAAAUACUUGUUUGACUAG